GCGCGCGCAGGUGCAUCCGCUUCUCUCAGGGCGCCUCCCGCCGCCGUCGCGGGGCAGCGCCCGGGGAGAGGUCGGUCUUCGCUCUCGGCAGCGCGGAGCGCAGGUUCUUCCCGUGCUUCGACCGCCCCGGGUGAGGGGAGGGGAGAGGGAAGACCGGAGGAGGGCGCGGAGGCAACGCCGUCACCAGAGGAGGCGGUGGCGGGGAAGAGGAGGAGAAGAAGCCGGCGCGGAGCCUCGCCUCACCUCGCCUCGCCUCACAGCCCCUUCGCCGUCCUCGCCUCGCCGUCCACGGCCGCCGGACUCACCGGCGGCCGCCCGUCCUCAUGAUGGCCUCGACCACCUGCACACGCUUCACCGACGAGUACCAGCUCUUCGAGGAGCUCGGAAAAGGGGCGUUCUCCGUCGUGAGGAGGUGUAUGAAAAUCACCACAGGACAAGAGUACGCUGCCAAAAUUAUCAACACCAAAAAGCUUUCAGCUAGGGAUCACCAGAAACUGGAGAGAGAAGCUAGAAUCUGUCGCCUCCUGAAGCAUCCUAAUAUUGUGCGGCUCCAUGACAGCAUAUCAGAAGAAGGAUUCCAUUACUUAGUCUUUGACUUAGUCACUGGAGGUGAAUUAUUUGAAGAUAUAGUUGCAAGAGAGUAUUAUAGUGAAGCAGAUGCCAGUCAUUGCAUUCAGCAGAUCCUGGAGGCCGUGCUGCACUGCCAUCAGAUGGGCGUGGUCCAUCGUGACCUCAAGCCUGAGAACUUACUUCUAGCUAGCAAAUCCAAGGGAGCGGCAGUCAAACUGGCAGACUUUGGAUUGGCUAUAGAAGUCCAGGGAGAACAACAAGCUUGGUUUGGCUUUGCUGGUACUCCAGGGUACCUUUCUCCAGAAGUGUUACGAAAAGAUCCCUAUGGAAAACCUGUGGAUAUGUGGGCAUGUGGAGUCAUUCUGUACAUCCUCCUGGUGGGAUACCCUCCCUUCUGGGAUGAAGACCAGCACAGGCUUUACCAGCAGAUCAAGGCUGGUGCUUAUGAUUUCCCCUCACCAGAAUGGGACACGGUGACUCCUGAAGCAAAAGACCUUAUCAAUAAAAUGCUCACCAUCAACCCAGCAAAACGUAUCACAGCAUCAGAAGCACUAAAGCAUCCAUGGAUCUGUCAACGUUCUACUGUUGCCUCUAUGAUGCACAGACAAGAGACUGUAGAUUGCUUGAAGAAAUUCAAUGCAAGAAGAAAACUAAAGGGGGCCAUUUUGACAACAAUGCUGGCUACCAGAAAUUUCUCAGCAGCCAAGAGUUUACUGAAAAAGCCGGAUGGAGUUAAGAAAAGGAAGUCCAGUUCGAGUGUUCAGAUGAUGAUAAACAACAAAACCAACGUGGUAACCAGCCCCAAGGAAAAUAUUCCUACCCCGGCGCUGGAGCCCCAAACUACAGUAAUCCACAACCCUGAUGGAAAUAAGGAAUCAACAGAAAGUUCCAACACGACCAUCGAAGAUGAGGAUGUGAAAGCGGGCAAGUCCAUGAGAAAUGCAAACUCAGAGAGUCAAUCGCUUGAGUCUGAGCUCUCCCACUCCACUCCUUCCUCUGUACUAUCUCGUAAGCAGGAGAUUAUCAAGGUGACCGAGCAGUUGAUUGAAGCCAUCAACAACGGGGACUUCGAAGCUUACACAAAAAUCUGUGAUCCAGGCCUUACGUCUUUUGAACCUGAAGCUUUGGGUAAUCUGGUAGAAGGGAUGGACUUCCACCGGUUUUACUUCGAAAAUGCUCUGUCCAAAAGCAACAAGCCGAUCCACACGAUCAUCCUGAACCCGCACGUGCACCUGGUGGGCGAGGACGCGGCGUGCAUCGCGUACAUCCGCCUGACGCAGUACAUGGAUGGCAGCGGCAUGCCAAAGACUAUGCAGUCCGAGGAGACGCGCGUGUGGCACCGGCGCGACGGCAAGUGGCAGAACGUGCACUUCCACCGCUCGGGCUCGCCCACCGUACCCAUCAAUGCCUAGCGCAGAGGGAUCCCACCACGGCUCCAGCCCCUAGAUGCUACGGUAAUACAAAUGAUGCUACAACCUCAGUUAGCUACAUACUUGCUUCCAGCUCCUUUCCCUUCCUUCUCUCUCUGCAUUCAGCUCUGGCAUGUCCUGCAUGUGAAUGACACCUGAUUCUUCCUUGUCACUUGGUCCAGUCUUUGUACAAGAACCUCAGUCCAUGGCAGUGCCUGCGAUGUCCAUGCUGAGGAAGUUAAGUUACACCCAGAGAUUCACAGCUGAAUUCUACCCUCCCUCCCUUAAGGAAUCCCUUAAGACACUUUGGCUUCCUGGCUGAAUUUUCUUUUUUAUUUUCACAGCCCCUCUCUGGCAUCUUGUAAAGAUGGAAAAUGUCUGUAAAGUGGUUUGAAAAAUAAAAAUGCUUUGCCUGAGUGGAGGUUUUUUCCCUUGUUUUUUCCCCAGUAUCAUGUUUAGUGAUCUCGACAAGAUGGGUUUUUUUUCAAUAGCAUUGGCUAACACUUGAGCAUGUGUUGUUAUCUGGUGGUGAUGUUACCUCAGUAAUGGAAAUCUGUUUUUUUUUUUCUCCUUCCUCCUAGCUAAAAAUAUCAGCGGUGCCGCUCUUGCAUUUUCUGUACCCAACGCACCUGGUUGAUUACCAUCUUGGCCAUCCUGUUCUCUUCAUGCAUGUUUCUGAGUGCAUGAAGUUGUGAAGGUUCUUCAUGUAACACAUUUGUGAUGCACCACGUUGCUGUAUAUUCCAUCUGUACACUGUUACAUUUCAAUGAAGGUGAUGUUCCAUGCAAUUAGAGAAUAACAAGGCGUAAAAGACAAAAAAGAGAUAUUGGAUGGACAGCAGUAGACACAUAAUACAUUUGUCACUUGCUCCAUUUAUGCCAAGUUUUGACAGACAACUUUAAAAUCUAACGCGUUUAUUAAAAAAAAAGGAAAAAAAAAGAAAAAGUAUAUUUUACCUUCUUUUUUUAAGAACUGUUUUUGACUCCUCCUUUUCUCCCGAGUCCCAGGAUUUUGCUUUGGUUCUGGUAGGAAUGGUUAGGAUUUCCGCUGGCAGCUCCUUUACUGUAAAACAGGUUUUUAUCCUAGAUGGACAAAAUCACUGAUAAAUGCAGAAGUGUUAAUAUCUUGGCUUUGGACCAGCUGCAGCCUUCUUAGUUAAAUAGUCUAUGUAAACUGGAAAAAUCUUCUUGUUUGUUGGCCUGGCCACUCCAGAAUUAACUGUCAGUGUUCUGGGAAGUCAGCAGCUUCCAUUUUCCUUUUGAGUCCUUUUCGCUUUCUUAUUUUGCUUAACUGAACGGUUCUGUUGGAUGAUUAAGCAAAAUUAAAAAUUGUAAGGAACUAAGUGAUAAUUGAGAGACAGUUUUUGAGGAUUAAAAUGGAAGGAAAGAGAAAGAUUUUUAUCACUUUUAGGAUGUACUGUAAAUUUUUUAAGGAGGCUUUAAAAAUACAAUAUGUGGGUUAAUGUAUAGACAAGUUGUGUGGAUAAUAUACUCAAGAAAUAUUAGGCCUUAAAGCUAAGUAUGAAGAGUUUACUUACAUUACACUGCUGCUUUUGCUUCUCUGGAAAUGAAUUACGGAGACACCGGUUUUCCGUGGGACCCUAGCACUUUACCACAGUCUCCCCCUCUUGCCCUCAAUCCGCUCGUGUUUUCUCAAGCUCCCCUGGCAGUGUUCGGUGUUGAGGCCGGCGAUCCCAACGGGUUUGUCCUGGCUCUGGGCCGAGGGUGGAACGCUGUGCUGGCAGUGUGGAACACCAACUUUGCAGCAGGGACUAGUUCUCCUUCCCUCACAUUGCUGUAAAAAUACACCCUCGCAAGAAUUUCACUUUCUUCCCUUCCACUGCUGCCGGGAAGCCCAGGCUGGGCUGCUCGUGUUCUCCCUGUGGUUCUGUUAGCAGCAGGCUCCUGCUCCCGCAGCGCUGUACAGUGCAUGGUAUCUCAGUCAGUGUCCUUUUUAGCCGUCCAAAAUUUACAGCUCGGCAGCCGGGACUUUUUAAAAUGGGAAAGCUUCCUAAUUUGUAUCAUUUCACCUUUCUGUGUUGAUUACUAAUCAGAAGCAGUUCUUAAACAUGUUGAUGUUGUUACUAGUGGAUGUAUGGUAGAUGGACUUAAGCUUCUCUGAUAAUUACUACAUGAUUUUAAACAAUAUAUAUUUAAAGUAAGCAUCUACAAUAAAUGUGUUGAGCCAUAUUAACCUGCCAAUGGGAUCUGUGAAAAAAAGUAAUGGCCUCAUUUUUUUCUCAUUAAUUUUUUUUCUUUUUUUUUUUUCUUUUUUUUUUUUUUUUCUUUUGUGAAGCGGCUGUAAGUGGCAUAACUAUAUUUAAAAUUAACAAAUUAGGUGUAGGGUGGUUUUUUUAUACUUCUAACAUAGCAUGUGGUGUUGAUGUAUUACUGUAGACCAAGUUUGUCUUCCACACCAAGACGUGAGGAAAUUGUGAUUUGUUCUCUCCACCACAACUGAAUUACAUACUUCUGUCAUUUUGGAACACUGCAAUUUACCAUGGGACACAGUGUACAUAUUUCUUGCCAUAAUGGUAAAUGAUUGAUAUAUUUAAGGAUUAAUAAAUUUGUGAUUUCUGCUGA
Taeniopygia guttata (zebra finch) is the source of this 4561-nucleotide messenger RNA. Lineage: Eukaryota; Metazoa; Chordata; Aves; Passeriformes; Estrildidae. The record is from RefSeq and is a predicted model, not a curated record.